Taeniopygia guttata (zebra finch) is the source of this 577-nucleotide messenger RNA. The record is from RefSeq and is a predicted model, not a curated record. NCBI's taxonomy places the organism in Eukaryota, Metazoa, Chordata, Aves, Passeriformes, Estrildidae.
AUGUGUCGCGCCGCCCCCGCCGCCAUCUUCCGCCGCACCGACCGCGCUCCGCUCCGCGAUCUCGCCCCGGGGCUCCGUGUGACCUUUGACCUUUGCCCUCCGGCCAGGUCGGCGCCCUCGGCCCCCGCCGCCCCUCCCCCCGCCGCGGGCGAAGGGGGGGGACCCCCCGCCCCUCCCCCCAACCUGACCAGCAACCGGCGGCUGCAGCAGACCCAGGCCCAAGUGGAUGAGGUGGUGGACAUCAUGCGGGUGAACGUGGACAAGGUGCUGGAGCGGGACCAGAAACUCUCCGAGCUGGACGAUCGGGCGGACGCGCUCCAGGCCGGCGCCUCCCAGUUCGAGACCAGCGCGGCCAAGCUCAAGCGCAAGUACUGGUGGAAGAACCUCAAGAUGAUGAUCAUCCUGGGCGUCAUCUGCGCCAUCGUCCUCAUCAUCAUCAUCGUCUAUUUCAGCACCUAACGCCGCCGGCCCCGCCCCUCGCUCGGGCCCCGCCCCCAAACCCCCAAGCCCCGCCCACAUCGCUCCGGGGGGCGUGGCCACACCCGAGCCCCUCCCCCUCCCCCUCAGGGACCCCCCC